This is a messenger RNA of Cylas formicarius (sweet potato weevil), 1888 nucleotides long. RefSeq names its product T-complex protein 1 subunit beta (gene CCT2). The coding region runs from base 116 to 1720 and encodes 534 amino acids. The transcript is spliced from 8 exons. Lineage: Eukaryota; Metazoa; Arthropoda; Insecta; Coleoptera; Brentidae. Gene Ontology annotation, molecular function: ATP hydrolysis activity; ATP-dependent protein folding chaperone; ATP binding. Gene Ontology annotation, biological process: protein folding. Gene Ontology annotation, cellular component: chaperonin-containing T-complex; cytosol. The record is from RefSeq and is a predicted model, not a curated record.
GGUGUCUUAAACUGACCCAUCGCUUUACGUCUAUGAGACUGUGAGGUUUGGAAAGCAGUUAGUGAAGUUUAUUAGUAUUUUUCCACAUUAAAUCAGAGAUUUACUUAUUACCGCAAUGGUUUCUCUAAACUCAGUCAGAGUCCUCAAGCAUGAAGCGGAAGAGGAAAAGGCAGAAAUAGCACGUCUCAGUAGUUUUGUAGGGGCCAUUGCGAUAGGGGAUCUGGUAAAAAGUACUCUCGGUCCUAAAGGCAUGGACAAAAUCCUAGUUUCCAGCGGCAGAAACGCGGGAUCUGUGGAAGUUACCAAUGACGGGGCAACUAUUUUAAAAUCAGUCGGCGUGGAUAACCCCGCUGCCAAGGUAUUGGUUGACAUGUCGAAAGUACAAGAUGAUGAAGUAGGUGAUGGAACAACUUCUGUAACAGUAUUGGCAUCUGAAUUACUGAAGGAAGCAGAAAAACUCAUAGAUCAAAAGCUGCACCCUCAGAUUAUCAUCGCGGGAUGGCGUAAAGCAGUUGAUAUUGCCAGAAAAGCGCUCACUGAUACGUCAAGGGAUAACAGCUCGAAUUCUGAAAAGUUCAGAGAAGAUUUAAUGAAUAUUGCUCGAACUACUUUAAGUUCAAAAAUUUUAUCUCAGCACAAAGAGCAUUUCUCAAAAUUGGCUGUCGACGCGGUGUUGAGGCUUAAAGGUUCAGGAAAUUUACAGGCAAUUCAAAUAAUUAAAAAAUCAGGUGGGACACUUGAGGAGUCCUUUUUAGAAGAAGGAUUUCUGCUGGAUAAAAAACCGGGGGUACAUCAGCCCAAAAGAGUGGAAAAUGCCAAAAUACUUAUUGCAAACACCCCUAUGGACACAGACAAAAUAAAAGUUUUUGGAUCAACCAUCAAGGUUGAUUCGAUGGCGAAAAUAGCAGAGUUGGAAUCAGCAGAGAAGGAAAAGAUGAAAGACAAAGUGACAAAAAUCCUCAAGCACAACUGCAAUGUAUUCAUCAAUCGUCAGCUCAUUUACAAUUACCCAGAACAAUUGUUCGCUGAUGCUGGGGUUAUGGCGAUAGAACACGCGGACUUUGAUGGUAUCGAAAGACUAGCGCUCGUAACGGGAGGUGAAAUAGUGUCCACUUUUGAUAAUCCAGAAGCUGUCAAAUUGGGCACAUGUGAUCUGAUAGAGCAGAUCAUGAUUGGGGAGGAUAUUCUGUUGAGAUUCAGCGGCGUGGCGCUCGGAGAGGCAUGUACCAUAGUUAUCCGCGGGGCCACCCAGCAGAUCAUCGAGGAGGCGGAUCGUUCCUUGCACGACGCCCUCUGCGUCCUUACCGCCACCGUUAAAGAAAGCCGCGUGGUGUACGGGGGCGGUUGUAGUGAGACCCUGAUGGCGGUGGCGGUCAGUAAGGCGGCGCUCGACACGCCCGGGAAAGAGGCGGUCGCUAUGGAGGCUUUCGCCAGGUCUCUGCUACAGUUGCCCACCAUUAUAGCGGACAAUGCUGGAUAUGAUUCGGCGCAGUUGGUCACUGAGCUGAGAGCUGCCCAUAACAAUAAUAAAUCGACCAUGGGGUUGAACAUGGAAAAAGGCGAGAUCGGUGACAUGCAGGAGUUGGGAAUCACCGAGUCUUUCGCGGUGAAGCGGCAGGUGCUGAUAUCGGCCACAGAGGCGGCGGAAAUGAUCCUGAGAGUGGACGACAUUAUCAAAGCAGCGCCCCGGAAACGGGUCGAGGAUAGGGGCCAUUGCUAGUUUUUUUUUUCUCGUAUUUCGGUAUUUACGCUUGUCGAUAACAUUUUAGUUUAUUGGUAUUUUUAUAGCCUGUUCACUUUAAUUCAUUUGAUCCUUAAUGUAGUUUUUCUAACUAUCAGCAGGUUACUUUUAACCGUCAAAUUAAUAAAAAAGUAUAUGCUCUUAUAA